This is a messenger RNA of Syzygium oleosum, 1915 nucleotides long. Its product is annotated as protein NAR1. The record is from RefSeq and is a predicted model, not a curated record. The coding region runs from base 45 to 1469 and encodes 474 amino acids. Lineage: Eukaryota; Viridiplantae; Streptophyta; Magnoliopsida; Myrtales; Myrtaceae. Gene Ontology annotation, cellular component: cytosol. Gene Ontology annotation, molecular function: 4 iron, 4 sulfur cluster binding. The transcript has 10 exons.
CGCGGGGGGUCGCGUGGACAUCUUGCGGUUCCGGGGGGAAGAGGAUGUCGGAGAAGUUCUCGGCCACUCUCCGGAUUGGAGACCUCAACGACUUCAUUGCGCCGUCGCAAGCUUGCAUCGUCUCCGUCAAGGGCCUCAAGGCGGCUACGUCGGCGAAGAGCGACAAGCCGGAGGUAGCAAUUGCCAGAAGACCAGUGAAGACAGAGCCGGUCAAGAUUUCGCUCAAGGACUGCUUGGCAUGCAGUGGGUGCAUUACAUCAGCAGAGACUGUUAUGCUCGAGAAGCAAAGCUUGGAUGAGUUUCUCUCUAACAUUGAUAAGGGGAAGGCUGUCGUAAUCUCUGUCUCUCCGCAAUCAAGAGCUUCUCUUGCAGCUCAUUUUGGCUUAUCUCCUCUUCAGGUUUUAAGGAAACUCGUGACUUUUUUUAAGUCUAUUGGAGUAAAGGCUCUGUUUGAUACAAGUUGCAGUAGAGAUAUAACCCUCAUCGAGUCUUGUAAUGAGUUUGUGAUGCGGUACAAACAAAAAAAAUCGAAGGGAGAUAAUUCUCUGCCCAUGCUUGCUUCAGCAUGCCCGGGUUGGAUUUGCUAUGCUGAAAAAACACUAGGGUCCUAUAUUUUGCCUUACAUCUCAACCGUGAAAAGCCCUCAGCAAACUAUGGGAGCUGCUCUUAAGCAUCAUGUAUGCCAGAUAAUGGGCCUCAGGGUGGAUGAAGUCUAUCAUGUAAGUGUCAUGCCCUGUUAUGACAAGAAGCUGGAGGCCGUUCGGGAUGACUUUGUUUUCCAGUUGGACUCUCCUAAUGACGCACAACUGGAUGAAGUUCGACUUGCGGAAGUUGAUUCAGUUUUGACAUCUGGAGAAGUUUUAGAUUUGAUAAAGCUGAAAGCCGUGGAUUUCGGAUCUUUAGAGGAGUCGCCUCUAGACAAAAUGAUGACAAAUGUCGAUGAAGAUGGACAUCUUUAUGGUGUCCUGGGAAGCUCUGGAGGAUACGCAGAAACCAUCUUCCGAUAUGCGGCUAAAGAACUAUUUGGAAGAGACAUCGAUGGUCCCCUGGAUUUUAAAAUCAUAAGGAAUUCAGAUUUUCAGGAAGUCAGUUUGGAAGUGGAUGGCAAAACGGCGCUGAAAUUUGCAUUAUGUUAUGGUUUCCGGAACCUGCAGAAUAUCGUGAGGAAAGUUAAAAUUAACAAGUGUGAUUAUGACUUUGUGGAGGUCAUGGCAUGCCCUUCAGGAUGCUUAAAUGGUGGAGGUCAAAUUAAGCCAGAACCAGGACAAUCUGCGAAGGACUCGAUUCAGAGAUUGGAAACUGUUUACAUGGAUCAGGUUUCUGUUGCUGAUCCUUUUGGUAACCCCUUGGUCAGAAAGUUGUAUGAUGAAUGGCUUGAGCAGCCUGGUUCAAAGAAAGCAAAGAAGUAUAUGCAUACAGAGUACCAUCCGGUGGUAAAAAGUGUUUCUUCAGAGUUACAUAACUGGUAAAACAUAUAGCAUAGGGACAAGGGCUGGCUGCUCUCUUCAGUCUAUGGCCCGUAUCCCCUCGGAUAUACUCUUCUUAUAUCUUACAGUUCGUGACACAUGAUAACUUAAGCCAUGAGAUCAUCAGUCGUUCGUUGGGAUGCAUUUCCAUGGAUAUCCGGUUUUGAGGAAAGAAGUAGGGUCUGUAUAUUGUGUAUAUGCGCUUUUGGUUUCAGAAGAUUUUUUUUUCCUUUUUACGAUUGUCAACUAUCAUAGAGAGGAAAGGCGGGAGUCAGUAGUAUGUUAUUUUCUUUGUUCUUCUUUUUUUUUUUCUGUCCUUUUCCUCAAAUUUUUCCUCUUGCCUCUGUACAAGGCUGUCAUCAUGUUUGUUUCCUUUGAAGGAAGAAAGUUGUCAUUUUAUGUGUACAUUAUCGCUAUAAAUAAAGUGAAGAUGCAGAUUAGUUGAUUAA